This is a messenger RNA of Prunus mume (Japanese apricot), 935 nucleotides long. RefSeq names its product non-specific lipid transfer protein GPI-anchored 15. Gene Ontology annotation, biological process: lipid transport. NCBI's taxonomy places the organism in Eukaryota, Viridiplantae, Streptophyta, Magnoliopsida, Rosales, Rosaceae. Gene Ontology annotation, molecular function: lipid binding. The record is from RefSeq and is a predicted model, not a curated record.
CUUUCCUCGCUGAAACACCGGAUAUCUAAUAUACAACAUAGGGUAAAUUUCACUUUACUACUCGGAUAUCUAUUAUACAAUAUACAUCUCCCCAACUUUUGAAACUAUUCUUUCAACAAGUAGAGUUGAAGAUAUGGCAUUCAAAGGAAUUGAGAUGGCUCUAGCCCUGGUCCUUGGGUCCAUGCUUUUGGGUGGAGCCAUGGCUCAAUCAGGCUGUACCACUGCACUCGCAAGCCUGGCACCAUGCCUCAGCUAUGUUACAGGAAACUCAUCAAACCCAUCAUCUUCAUGCUGCUCACAGCUUUCUAAUGUUGUCCAGUCAUCACCACAGUGCCUUUGCUCAUUGCUCAAUGGUGGCGGCUCCUCACUUGGUAUCACCAUAAACCGAACCCUUGCUCUGUCUCUUCCUAGUGCCUGUAAAGUCCAAACUCCACCCGUUAGCCAGUGUCAAGCAGGUACCAAUGGACCUACAACAAGUCCAUCAACUCCUCCAUCAAGUUCCUCUGCAGAUCCCUCCAAUCAAACACCUUCAGAUGCUUCUACACCAGAAGCUGCAAUUUCGCCUUCAGCUACAGGAGAAGGGUCGAAAACAGUUCCAUCCACAAAAGGAAACACAUCUGAUGGAAGCAACAUCAAAGCACCCCUUCACUUUGUUCCCUUGCUCCUUUUCGUUAUCUCUUGUGCUUCUACUCUCACCAGUUUUUGAGUCUUCUACAGAGAUUUGGGGCCUGUUCUAGUCCUACACAUAUUUCAUUACCAUUUCUUUUCAAUUUUAUUUGGGUGUUCGUGGAGAUGAUCAUUAUUUUUUCUCUGGAAUCUUGGCGAUGGAGGUCAUUAUUUGUACUUGGGUGUGUUUUGCUUUACAUCGUUUGUUUGUACUUACCUAUUUACAAUUUAUAAUGAAGUAUGAGUAGGGUACUCUUGCUCCCUUUAAA